AGAAAAAGAAAUAUUGGGGCGAAAAUGAAAAUCUAGAUAGAUUGACAUUCACUUCACUUCACUUCACUUCACAUUGAGAAAGGUGGAGUGGGUUUCUUCAUCUUCAACACUGAGAGAAAGCAAAGGGGUCUCUGAAAUCUCUGCCAAUAGUCCAAGGUUGUAUGGUUUUAACUGCUUAGUUUUUCGCAUCCGCAGAAGGAUAAAACUUUGCAACUUUGGUUGCAAAGUCAAUUGUUGAGUUGUGUUUCUAUGUAUGAAAGCUGGGUUUGAGUUGAGAUAGUUGUGUGUGCCUUUUGUAAGAUGGAAUCCCUUUGGAAACUUUUGUAUUUGCUAGAGCCUGCACCUGUCACACUUAUCACAACGGCUGUAGCUGUGACGUUUGGGUCUGCGUUUCGAGCUCUAAACUAUGGGAAAGAAAUGGAGCGCAAUCGUGACUUCUCUGAAGCGUCCAUUACGUUGGAUAGGUCCCAAGCGUUGAUGAUCCCGGUGAUGAGCUCUGUUAGCUUGCUUUUGAUGUUCUACUUGUUCUCAUCGGUCUCGCAGCUUCUCACGGCAUUCACUGCAGUUGCUUCUGCGUCAUCCCUUUUCUUCUGCUUAUCUCCUUAUGUUGCCUAUCUGAAGUCACAGUUUGGUUUAGCGGAUCCAUAUGUUUCACGGUGUUGCUCAAAAUCUUUCACUCGAACCCAAGGAAUGCUGUUGUUAACGUGCUCUUUUAUAGUGGCUGCUUGGCUUGUUUCUGGUCAUUGGAUACUGAACAAUUUGUUAGGCAUAUCUAUAUGCAUUGCAUUUGUAAGCCAUGUGCGUCUUCCGAACAUCAAGAUUUGUGCAAUGCUCCUUCUUUGUCUAUUCGUGUAUGACAUUUUCUGGGUUUUCUUCUCCGAAAGAUUUUUUGGGGCAAAUGUCAUGGUAACAGUGGCAACGCAGCAAGCAUCAAAUCCUGUGCACACAGUUGCUAAUAGUUUAAGUCUUCCAGGGUUGCAAUUGAUAACAAAGAAAUUGGAGUUGCCUGUAAAGAUUGUUUUUCCAAGAAAUUUGUUGGGUGGUGUUGUACCUGGAGAGAGUGCAACAGACUUUAUGAUGCUUGGUUUAGGUGACAUGGCCAUCCCAGGCAUGCUCCUGGCUUUAGUCUUAUGCUUUGAUUAUCGCAAGAGCAGGGAUACAGUAAAUCUCUUUGAGUUAUAUUCUUCAAAGGGGCACAAAUACAUAUGGUAUGCGCUACCUGGGUAUGCCAUCGGCCUGGUAACUGCUUUGGCAGCUGGUGUCUUGACCCACUCACCUCAACCUGCACUUCUUUAUCUGGUGCCUUCUACUUUGGGACCUGUAAUUGUGAUCUCUUGGAUAAAAAAGGAGCUACUUGAGUUGUGGGAAGGAGACAUGCCAAAUCUCAAUGAUAAGGAUCGCGAAAUAGAAGUUUAGUCUAUUAACCGGUGGUUAAAUACCCGAACAGAAAGUUGUAAAUUCAUUGAGAAUCUUUAACCGUGAGACUCACCAUGAAAAGUUACAUUAAAUAUUCAUGUCUUUAUAUCUUGAUGUUUCUAUCUAAUACAACAUUCAUAAAUUAAGGAAAGAAGUUAACAAUUCAGAAA
Messenger RNA from Lotus japonicus, 1586 nucleotides. Its product is annotated as signal peptide peptidase-like 1. Gene Ontology annotation, biological process: membrane protein proteolysis. The record is from RefSeq and is a predicted model, not a curated record. Gene Ontology annotation, molecular function: aspartic endopeptidase activity, intramembrane cleaving. NCBI's taxonomy places the organism in Eukaryota, Viridiplantae, Streptophyta, Magnoliopsida, Fabales, Fabaceae. The transcript is spliced from 4 exons. Bases 301 to 1416 code for a protein of 371 amino acids. Gene Ontology annotation, cellular component: lumenal side of endoplasmic reticulum membrane; cytoplasmic side of endoplasmic reticulum membrane; Golgi-associated vesicle membrane.